CGGGCAACCCGGUACGUUCCCCGGGAGCGGGGAGAGGGGGAGGAGGCCCCAGGCCCGGCAGCCCUGGGGGCCGGUCGGGGCGGCGUCACCGCACCCUCCGCCAGGCCCCGCGGGAUGCGCCGUGGGAGCCGAGGGCGGAGGCGACACUCUCAGGUAAAUUGGCAGGAUGAGGAGCAGCAAAUCAAAAGAGGUGCCUUUACCAAAUCCAAGGAACUCUCAAAGCAAAGAUAUUGUUCAAGCAGAUGUACCCACAUCAUGGGAUGCACUUUCUCAAAACAAGGCUGCUUUGCGACACAUUGAGAACAAAUUAGAAGUAGCCCCAACAAGUACAGCUAUGUUUGAUUCUGUGAUGGAUGCUAAGAAGUCUUCUGCAAGUGCAAUCCGAAAAAUAAGUAGAAAAGAUGGUAGAUACCUAGAUGAUUCUUGGCUCAAUGCUCCAAAUUCCAAAUCUUCUAGACCACGAAAAGAGAAAUCUCGUAGUCCUCUCAGAGCUACCACUCUGGAAAGUAACGUGAAGAAAAACAAUCGUGUGGAAUUUCGUGAUCCUUUGGUUUCUUUCAGGGAGAUCCAUGGUACAUCUUUCAGUUUAAGUCCCAGUCAUCUGGAGUCAAAGCAUGCAUAUUGUGUAGAUGUUAAUGAAGAAAAGACUGAGCACGGAGACUGGAUGGGAUGCAAUCGAGAAGAACAAAGCACACAUUGCUGUGAUUUUGAGAGUUCUCAGUCAUCUGUUGUCAAUGAUACAGUUGUUAGGUUUAUAAAUGAUCGACCAGCAAUUGAUGCAUUGCACAGUUCAGAAUUUUUAAUUAAAGUGGGAGCUCCCACGAGGACUGAGGAAGAAAUGCAGAAUAGAACAAAAGGAAACGAGAGCAAUUCAAAACCUUCUGUAAAUAACAAGGGCCAGGAUGUUGAUUCAAAAGUGUUUCGGCUAGCUGACUCGUCCCCAUCCUCUACCAGUUCUUGUAAUUCCCAAAGAUUAGAUAUUUUAAAGCGGAGACAACACGAUGUCAAACUGGAAAAACUCAAGGAACGUAUUAGGAAACAGUGGGAACACUCAGAAGAAAUAAAUGGCCGAGGCCAGAAUCUGGGUCAUAUUGACCAUCCAGUAAUGGUUGUUAAUGUUGAUAAUUCAGUGACAGCAAAAGUCAGGAAAGUGGCAACAGCACCACCUGCUCCAAUGUAUAAAGGCUUCAACCCUUCAGAGACAAAGAUUCGAACACCUGAUGGCAGAGUGUGGCAAGAGACGGAGUUUCAAAGCAUGAGUAGAGAACUGUACCGAGACUUAGCACUUCACUUUGCAGAUGAUAAUUCUGUAAUAAAAGAAAAACCUGCUGACAAAAGUAAGGAGAAGAAAGUGGUCAAGCCAGUACGAAAAAUCCAAAAGGUACCACAGUUAUCAAGUCCUGAAUGCAAAACAGGUAGUAGUCGUCUGAUAAGUACUUCUUCCUGGCGUGAUGGACAAAAAUUAGUAAAGAAGAUUCUGGGACCUGCACCCAGAAUGGAGCAAAAAGAGAGAAGAACCGUAUCAAGUGACAGAAGUGGAAGAGAAAGAACUGCUAAAUUUGGGGUUAAUAUUGGAAGAGCAGAAUCUGAUCCCAGGCUAGAUGCUUCACAUCGACAUCUUCCACGAAGCUCAGAACGUUCAAGAAGUAGAGCUCCAUCUGAAAACAAUAUGAAGAAAUUAGCUCCAUCUGUACCAGACAAUAAACAGGAGGAAAAUACUGCCUUAAACAAAGACUUUUUACCUGUUGAAAUUCGUGGCAUCCUUGAUGACCUGCAGCUGGAUUCCACAGCUCAGACCAGUAGGCUGGAGGGUGGUGAGGUACAGAAGCAGACGUCAUCAGCACCGGCACCAGCUCCUCGGAGCCACAGCCCAGGGAAAAGAAAGCCAGAAAAAAUAACUGCUAAUGAAGAUCCCCCUGUUAUUUCCAAAAAGCGCCACUAUGAUACAGAUGAGGUACGACAGUAUAUUGUUAGACAGCAGGAGGAGAGGAAGAGGAAGCAAAAUGAAGAGAAGAAGGCUCAAAAAGAGGCAACAGAGCAGAAGAACAAACGAUUACAGGAGCUCUAUCGGAAGCAGAAAGAAGCCUUUACUAAAGGGAAAAGUGUGCCCCCCUGUGACCCACCAGCUGCUAGGAGGCUGCAGGAGACUUACUCCAAAUUACUUCUUGAAAAGACUUUGCUUGAAGAGCCAGCGCAUCAACAGGUUACACAGGAAACACAGGGCAGACCUGGGUAUCAGCCUUCUGGAGAAUCUGAUAAAGAGAACAAAGUGCAGGAACGUCCCCCAAGUGCAUCUUCCAGUAGUGACAUGUCUUUGUCAGAACCACCACAGCCUCUUGCAAGAAGAGAUUUGAUGGAGCCUACAUGGAUGCAGCCUGAUAGGUUGAGCCCACGAGUUCAUAGUUCUCAACCACAGCCUCUUGUUGGAACAGCUGAAAAUUUACUCUCCCAUUUCUUGAAUCUUGAGCAUGUAGGAAUAUUGCACAAGGAUCUUGAAUCUAUCUUACCAGCCAGAAAGAACCAUAAUACGGCUUCAGGACCAUUAACUUUUACACCUCAACCGUAUCUGACCUCAACAGCAACUCAUCCAGAUGCCUUGUUAAAACCUAGUGCCAGCCAGUGUAAGAGUAAACUGGACCGCAUCGAAGCCUUGAAAGCAACAGCUGCUUCUUUGUCUAGCAGGAUUGAAAGUGAAGCCAAGAAACUAGCUGGGGCCACCAUCAACUAUGGGUCAGCAUGGAACUCUGAAUAUGAUGUGAAACAAACACCUCAGGAAGACGGACCUUGGACCAAGGCUGCAAGUCCACCUGUGAAGGAGGACACUGAAGAUGUUUUCUCUGCCCGAAUUCAAAAGAUGCUGGGAACCUGUGUAGCUCAUGCAACUUUUGAUGACGAUCUUCCUGGUGUAGGCAACCUUAGUGAAUUUAAAAAGCUUCCUGAGAUGAUAAGACCUCAGAGUGCCAUAUCAAGCUUCAGGGUGAGGUCCCCUGGCCCCAAACCAGGAGGACUGCUGGCACAGUUGUGUAAGAGGCAGACUGACUCAUCUAGCUCUGAUGUGCAAGCUUGUUCCCCAGAAAAAGCCAAAAUGUCUGUUUGUUCCAGCACAGACACAGUCAGUGAAGGGCCUCUUCUUAGUGAAGGGAGUCUCUCUGAAGAAGAAGGAGUCCAGAAUGGACGGCCCCUUUCAAAGGUAGCAGAAAUCUUUAAAGAAAAGGAAUUGUGUGCUGGAGAAAGAAGUCCUUAUGAACCUAUCAAAGAGUUUCAGAAGGAAGCUGAGAAAUUCUUGCCACUUUUGGGGCACAUAGGUACACAAAGCAAAGGACCAUGGGAAGAAUUGGCAAAGGGAAGUCCACAUAGUGUUAUUAAUAUUUUUACCAAAUCAUACCAGUUAUAUGGAAAAGGGCUUGAAGACAGAUUAGACAGAGGAACAUCAGUAUCUCGAACUUUGAAUGUCACCACAACCCCUCUAAGCAGUGUUUCAUAUGAAGAUGACUUUGCUUCCUCUCCAGGGAGUGGGACUUUAACAGAAAAAAAAUCAACUCUUGAAUCUCACAUUGGUGGUAGCAACUUAGGCAUUGAGGAGGAUCAUUCUAGCAGAAAGUCUGCCUGUGAUCUGUACUCUAUGGAUGUUCCCUCUCAGAAUUCAUCAGGAGCUCAGUCUGCAAUAUCAUCUCAUUCAUCUACUUCGAAAGGAAAGAAAGGAAAAAAGGAAAAGACAGAAUGGUUGGAUUCAUUUAGUGGAAACGUUCAGAUCUCACUUCCUGGGGAGAAUAAAGCACAAUCUGACUCAGAACGAGGCUCUCAUCAAAGAAAGAAAUCUGGAUCCAGUGGCAAACUUUCUCUUAAAGAUUAUGAGCAGACUUUCGACACUGAUAGCACUUUGGAAGAACUUUCUGGGUAUUCUGUGAGUGGCUCAUCAGACAAAGUAAGAUCUCAGAAAACUCCAACUUCUCCCCUGUCUCCAAGUUCCCAGAAAUUGUCACAGUUUGAUCUUCCUGGAACAUCUUUAGAAAGAUCUAAGUCUUCAGUCAUUGUACCUCCAACGACAACUGGAUUUAAGCCCAGUGCAUCUUUCACUGAUGUGAACAAGACAGAGAUGGCUUCAACACCAGUUGUUAACCACCCUACAGGUUCUAAGCGCUUUUCUCCUGCUGGCCUCCAGCAACGGAUGACAGCAGAGCUCAGUUAUUUGAGUGCCAUUGAGGAGUCAAUGCGUCAGCUAUCAGAUGUGGAAAGAGUUAGAGGCAUUUCACUUGCUCAGCAGGAGAGUGUAUCUCUGGCUCAGAUCAUAAAGGCACAACAACAACGGCAUGAAAGAGAUUUGGCCUUAUUGAAACUGAAAGCUGAACAAGAGGCUCUGGAAUGCCAGAGGCAAUUAGAAGAAACUCGAAACAAAAGUGCUCAGGCCCAUGCAGAAUCCUUACAGCAGGUGGUUAAGUCACAAAGGGAAGUAACUGAAGUCCUCCAGGAAGCAACUUGUAAAAUAGCAGCUCAGCAAACAGAGACGGCCCGCCUCACCACCGAUGCAGCUAGGCAGAUUUGUGAGAUGGCAGAAUUAACUCGAACCCAUAUCUCAGAUGCCAUCUCUGCUUCCGGAGUUCCACUAGCAGCACUCUAUGACCACCAGCGACAGCAUCUUCCAGACUUCAUGAAACAACUGAGGACCAAAGCUGAGGCAGAUAGGAUAAGCCAGCCUGCUUCAGUAUCUCAGAGUAAAGAAGGAGCCUUUGACUCAAAGCGUCAGAAGUCUUCUCCUUCGUGUGAUAGUUAUUCUGAGUCUUCAAGAUACAAGAACCAUGAUCGAAGAAGUAGUAGUGGCAGCAGCCAUCAAGAAAGUCCUUCAGCUCCAUCUUGUAAGGAAAAUGAGAAGAAAUUUCAUGGUGACAAGUUGGAGAGUUCAAUUGAUGAACAGCUUCAGACUGCUGCAGAUGAUUCUUUCCGAAGUGAUAGCAUUCCAUCGCUUCCUGAUGAGAAAGACUCAACUUCUUUUGCAACAGAAUACUCCCUGAAAUUUGAUGAAUCUAUGACAGAAGAUGAAAUAGAAGAAAAGUCAUUUCGGUCUUUACUCCCUUCUGAGAGUCAUCGGAGAUUUAACAUGGAAAAGAAACGAGGCCACCACGAAGACUCUGAUGAGGAAACGUCCCCAGACAAAACUGCAUUGUCUUCAGCCAAGGAACUGAGCAUGCCAUUCUCAGGAGGACAAGAUAGCUUUUCUAAAUUUACCAUGGAGAUGGUUCGACAAUAUAUGAAAGAAGAGGAAAUGCGUGCAGCUCACCAGUCUUCACUGCUGCGUCUCCGUGAGAAGGCCUUGAAGGAGAAAACUAAGGCUGAAUUAGCUUGGCUGGAACAUCAGAAAAAGCAUCUGCGAGACAAAGGAGAGGAUGACAAAAUGCCCCCACUGCGGAAGAGACAGCGGGGUUUGCUUCUGAGAUUACAGCAAGAAAAGGCAGAAAUAAAGCGUCUUCAAGAAGCCAAUAAGGCAGCACGGAAAGAAAGACAGCUGAUUCUUAAGCAGCAGGAGGAGAUAGAAAGGAUACGGCAGACCACCAUAAAACUGCAGGAGAAGUUGAAGUCUGCAGGGGAGAAUAAAGUGGACUCUCACAGUGAUGAUGAUAUGAAGAAUAGUAAGGCAGUUAGUCCCGGUCCAACUGAUUUAGAGACUCGCAGUCCUUCUCCCAUUUCAAUUUCCAGCAGUGAAACUAGCAGCAUCAUGCAGAAACUGAAGAACAUGAGAAGCCGCAUGGAUGAAAAACACUGCUCUCCUGUUCACUACUUCUUCUCUGUCUUUACGUCUCACCACUGGGCCUCUCUCAGUGUCUGUUUUCCCAACCUUCACCCCAAAUUCCAGCUGUAUAUCUACAACCAGUUGGUCAGGUUUCUGACAAAGCGAGAACAAAAACUGAUGCAGCGGCGACAACAUGCUGAGGAGCUCCUUGAAUGGAAGAGACGUUUAGAUGCAGAAGAAGCAGAAAUCCGUCAAAUGGAAAAACAAGCUUUGGCUGCCUGGGACAAAGAAUUAACAAAACCCAAAACUCCCAAGAAAGAACUAGAGAACCACAGAACAGAACAAAAAGGAACAGCAAGUGAAGAGGAAUCUCCAGUACCUUCCUAUUCUCAUUUAAACAGUGUGAACAGUGGAAGCUCCAUUCCAGAAGAGUUGGGCAGUCCUGCUGCUCUGUAUCUACCCUCGGAGUCCACAGUUCAGGAGCAGCGCGGGAGUCCAGAUCGCAGUGUGCUUACUGAAGAAAUGGUUUUCUCACAGGAACUAGAAUCAUCUACCUCUCCUAGUAAACAAUCACUUCCUAAAAGUUACACAUCUGUGUCAAAGCAGGAGUCUAGCAAAGGAAGCCAUAGGUCUGGAGGACAGUGUCAUCUGCCUUCUAAGUCCCAGCCACACUGCUACAGUUGGUCAGAUGAGUCAUUAUCUAUGACUCAGUCAGAAACUACAUCUGACCAAAGUGAUAUUGAAGGUAGAAUCAGAGCUCUGAAGGAUGAGCUGCGGAAAAGAAAAUCAGUUGUGGAACAGUUGAAGAAGGAACAGAAAAAAAGACAAAAGGAAAGACUAAAAGCCCAAGAAGCCAGUCUGAUCAAGCAGUUAGAGUCUUAUGAUGAAUUCAUUAAAAAAACUGAAGGUGAGCUUAGCCGAGAUUUGGACCCAUCUCCAACAACCAAACUUCAGAUUAAAACACUCCCCUCAGUUUCUGAAAAACCCAAGAUCAAGUCCCUUCCACUGCACAGAUCUGAAGCAGCAAAGAACUGGAAAUCCCUCACAGAGCUGGAACGUUCCAGAGGAUCUUUGGAGUCUAUUGCUGAACAUACUGGUUCUGAAAGAGCAGUAUCAGAAAGAUCUUUAUCUGCAUAUGCAAAGAGAGUGAUUGAAGUAGACAAUGGAGCAGAAGAACAUCUUCUGGCCCCAUCUCCAGUUCUCAGCUCAUCAAGGAAAACCCCAACAGAAUGUGGAGAUUCACUAGAAAAUGCACACUCAUUACUUCUUGUCAAAGAAUUAAGCGUUCCUAGUGGAACUGAUGGUGUGUCAGAGGCUGAAGCUGAAGACUCUACUCAAAAAUCGGAAAUCCAAGAAAUCAUCACAAAAUUGGAGAAGAGUGAAAUUGAAGAUGCCCACUCCAGCCAAUCAGGGAAGUCUCAUGUCUUACUGAAACUAGAUCUGAAGCAGGAAGACUCAUCUGAAAUUCUUUCAAAGAAAGACCUUCCUUUAGAUUCUGUAAAUGUUCAGAAAGAUUUCGUUCAGUUAACCACUGAAAGUUUUCAUAAGAAAGAAGAAACAUUGAAACGAUCAGAUCAAAAUACAGAUCAGAGUCCAGACACCCAGUCAGGAAAAGAUACACAUAAACAAAAGAGUAAAAAGGAAAGGGACUCAUCUUUGAGGGACCAUCUUCUUGUUCCUAAGGAAUUGUCAUACUCUGAAGAUUUCGAAGUGUCUUCUUUCCAGAAGGAAACUUCAACAGAGAAGAUGCAUAAAGAUGAAUCGAAAGGGUCAUCUUCACUCCAGAAAGAAGCGCAGUCUUACAGAGAGAAGUCCCAGCCAACCAGGAGCUCUCCAAGUAGAGUCACUGGGUUUGGAACUGACGAAGAAAUCAGUGAGUGCUUAAGUGAGAAAAGCCUUUCCAUUCAUAGCAGUGUCCAUUCUGAAAGGCUCCUGGAACUCAAGUCCCCCACCGAGUUGAUGAAAAGUAAGGAGCGCAGUGAUGUGGAGCACAAGCAGGGAGUCCCUGAGUCCCUUUCCUUGGGUCCAGUUUCUGUGGCUGACGAGUUACUGAAUUUCCACAUUGGAGAUAGAGUGUUAAUUGGUAAUGUUCAGCCAGGAACUCUUCGAUUCAAAGGUGAAACUAGUUUUGCUAAAGGAUUUUGGGCUGGAGUAGAGUUAGAUAAGCCUGAAGGAAAUAACAAUGGAACAUAUGAUGGCAUUGUGUAUUUUGUAUGCAAAGAGAAGCAUGGUAUUUUUGCUCCUCCUCAAAAAAUAUCUCACAUUGUAGAAAACUUUAAUGACUAUAUAGAUGUGAAUGAAGAUGACAAUGCUUACUCAGAUGAACAAUAUCAAUGCUAUAGUCAUGAGCAAAAAGAUACAGAGAGUCUAAAAGAUGGAGUUGAAUAUUUUUGUGAGAAAUCUCUACCUAGUAUACAUAAUAUAGAAGCCUCAGUGGAUAAAGAUGAAAGCCUUAAAAUAGAAACAGACAAUAUAGAAGGCAUUUCUGGGGUCCUAGAAGCCCAUGUUGACCAACAGUCUUCAGUGGAUUCCCUGAUUGCUUCAAAGCAAAGCAAAGACCUUGUUUCCGGUGCCACCAACAGAGCUUCUUCUGCUGCAGAUGAGGACACCUUGGAUGGUGUGCUUUUAGAAGAGUUGAAACAGCAGCAGCAGUUCACAGAAAGGAAAGAGAAUCUUGAUUCUGAAGCCUUGGAAAAGCCUUCAACCCCACUUUUGGAUCUUUUAACAAGAGAAAAAAAACAGCUGGAAGCUCAGCUAAGGUCAUCACUAAAUGAAGAGAAAACGACAAAACAACAGUUAGAAACUGUCAACUUCCUGGCAGACAGUUUGCUAAAAGUCUUUGUGAAGGACACAGUCAGUCAGCUACAACAAAUCCAGAAAACCAGGAAUGAGAAAAUCCAACUUAGUAAUCAGGAGUUUGUUGAUGACAAAAAGAAAGUACCACCCCAGAACUCUUCCCAAAAUGUUGAGGAACAGUCACUCAGUGUUCCGAGUUGCCUCGUAAGGUCUGAAUUGGAAGAUGAGAAAGAAGAGAUUUCCUCUCCAGAUAUGUGUCCCCGGCCUGAAAGCCCAGUGUUUGGUGCCAGUGGACAGGAAGAGCUUGCUAAGAGACUUGCUGAACUUGAGAUCAGCCGGGAGUUCCUGAGUGCAUUAGGAGAUGACCAAGACUGGUUUGAUGAAGAUUUUGGCUUGAGCUCUUCACACAAAAUCCAAAAAAAUAAGGCAGAAGAAACAAUUGUACCUCUAAUGGCAGAACCUAAAAGAAUACAACAAAAGCCAUGUGAAACCGUACUGGCAGUUCCACAUAGUGCAGAGGAAGUAGAAAGUCUUGUACACAAUGCAGCAGAAGAACUUUGGAAAUGGAAAGAAUUAGGCCGUGACCUUCGCAGCAUCAGUAUUCCUACACAUCUGCUUGGUGGUGCCAGUAAGGGUCUAGAUCUAGAAAGUACUAGUAAAAGGGUCUACAAACAGGCUGUUUUUGAUUUAACAAAAGAGAUUUUUGAGGAAAUAUUUGCUGAGGAUCCCAACUUGAAUCAGCCUGUCUGGAUGAAGCCAUGUAGGAUCAACUCUAGUUAUUUCCGACGUGUGAAAAAUCCAAAUAACCUUGAUGAAAUCAAAAACUUCAUAGCAACUGAAGUACUCAAAUUGUUCAGUCUAAAAAAGGAGCCAAACCACAAAACAGAUUGGCAGAAAAUGAUGAAAUUUGGAAGAAAGAAAAGAGACCGAGUAGAUCAUAUCCUGGUCCAGGAACUCCACGAGGAGGAGGCACAGUGGGUAAAUUACGAUGAGGAUGAGUUGUGUGUGAAGAUGCAGCUGGCAGAUGGGAUCUUUGAAACCUUGAUCAAAGACACUAUUGAUGUUCUCAAUCAGAUCAGUGAGAAACAGGGGAGAAUGCUACUUGUGUGACAUCUUGCAAAUAAAUAGAACACUGAGUGCUAACAUGAGUCCUGGGCCUUUCUGCCUCCUGAUGUAUGCCCCGUCUCUACCAUAGCAAGAGUGCUUCCGGAUCUUGUACCUGCUCUUAUGGACUGCUGGUUUGGAGUUCAUGGGACAUUGUGGUAUAUCUGGUAUUACAGCCUUUGCCUUUAUAGAUUGCCCACUGGAUUAUGUGAUUAUUUUCAGUGGGCAGGAUUACACUCCUGGUGUUGAGACUUGGUAUAAUCCUACACCUCUUGUUAACAUCCCUACUGGGUCUCAGAUGAGGGCUGAAACACCAGACUUACCUCUGAGCUGAAACUAGGAUAUCACUUCCUUACAUCUCUAGUCAGGAAAGAGAGAUGUAGAUAAAUUCAUCACUUAACUUUUGAAAUGUAAUUCUAGUCUAUACCAUGAAAGUCAUAAAUGGACAUCCUAGUUUCUGAACAGUAUUAAAUCCAUAACCACUUUUAAAAUAGGCAAGUUCAAAAUAGUCUGCCUAUAUUCUAUGUUCUGGAGUUUCUUCCAUUUUUUCCUUGAAGACCAGUCUUUUCCAUCCUCACAGUUGUGCGGCACCGAGUGGACUGUCUGUCGGGUUAGCAGAAGGGAAUGUAACCUUGCUUUCUGAGCACUGCCUGCAGAAUGCACAUCCUUUAAGUUGUGCUUAGUUGUCCUUUCUGGGCUGAAAACAAAUGCUCCACUGGUGAUGGGGCUCCAGGACUGCCGCAGGCUGGCCCUUCCACCUGUCUCACCCCUGCUCUUCUCUUCCUCGUCCUCAACUUCUACCAGCUGCUCCCAGAAUCACAGAUACUCAGGACCAUCUCAGGCAUCCAGGCAUGGCAAAAGUGGAAAUAAUUCAUUUUGGCCUUCAAUCCUUCAAAUCCCAUUUCUUCCCAAGAAGUCAGAUGCUGUUACUUGAAUGAUUUAGGAAAUGAGUGUGUGCACCAAAGACAAAAAGAUACUGUCUGUAGUUUGUGUGCUUGUGUUGCUCUGUGGAAUAUUUUUUAACUUAUUUUAGGAUAACAUGUUAAGUUUAAAAUGCUCUGUCCCUAUUCAGAAAUGAAAGAUUCUUGUAAUAGUCAACUCUGUCUUGAAGCUUCUAUGGUGUAUAGUCUUUACACAGGAAACUGCAGUUAUACAGACUCAUACACAUAUUGCAGAAGUCAGUUCAAAUCACUGAAAAGAAGACAAGCAUUUCCAACAUUCACCUAUAGUAGCAGGAGUGGGAUGAAGUGAUCUAAGAUACUGUAAAACUGAAUCCUGCUUCUAUUACAGCUUUGCUUCUUACAACUAUUAUCAGUAUCUAAAAAAGAAAAUUAAUAGAUUCCAGCUGCUACCUUAGAGCACACAGGAUGCUCUCCUGGGCCUCAGCACCUGCCUUCCUGACUGGUUUCUCUUCAUCACUCCUGUCCCACUUCAAGUAAUCUAGAAGAAUGUGGAUAGUCUUAGGCGUGAAUGUAAAUGCCUUAAUCUUCAAGGUCCUGACUAGAAGCAUGAUAUAAGAUAUCCACUGGAUUCAUAGUUAUAAAUAUCCUGGAAUGUCACAGCUUCAAAAUGUUAGAAAAACCCCAAAGAUGGUAUAAUCUUUAAGUGUGCAUGUCUGUUCAUUUCUGCAUUUUUCUUCUUCCAAACUUGCCUUUGCGUCUUAAAUGUUUUGCUAUGCACACUUCCAUUCCUCUUCAGUUUCAUCCUGUCAUUAUAAGAAAUUUAUUGAAAUAAUCAUUGGAAUAUUUGCAUUUUGCACAGUGACUGGUGUGAUAGCUCUUGACAAAUAAGGAAAGCACUGAAAUGUGAUUGGGUCUCGGGAAAUGCUCAGGUUUAUGUUUUACCAGCAUCUCUUCUGGGCUUUGAGCUGUGGUCUUUAGCCAUAAUGAGCAAGUUGACUAAGAGAAGCAAAGGUUUCUUGGGGUUAUUAACCAGUAGUGUGGAGAUAUUAUUUUCAUGUGGCUAAGGAAAGCAAAGACAUUUCAGUGUGUGUUAUUUAGAAGAUAGGAAACAUCUUGUCUAUAUCCUUUGGCUGUUAUAGGAUCAUUUUGUCUUUAUGAUACUGAAACUUUACAGCUGCUAUACAUUUUUUUAUAAAAGAAUAUCAAGAUUAUAAUAGGAACAUAGGUUUUCUACAUCUUCAUUAUUUGGACCUAAAAUCAAUUUUUAAUUUUAAAAAAAGCUUACCUUUACUCUUUAUGACAUUACAAUUCCAGAAAAGGGAAAAUAUCAAUAUAAAUCCAUGGAAUUAGCAAUCUGAACACUGCCAACAAUGUGGCAGUGCGUAUCCUCACCUACCAAGAGUCCUGGGUUCCGGGUGAGGGGGAGGAAUAGAUCGAUCUCAUCCUUUGCUAGAAAUCAUUACCAGUAGUUUGGUAGCAAGAAAAGAAAAGAAAAAGCAAAGGUGUCUACAGUUAACAGAUUUCUUAUUUUAACUAUUGGGUCUAAGUGAGUUGGUUUAUUGUUAGCAUUGAGAAUGAUAAAUAUGGAUACCCAGCCACUCUUUCCAUAUUCGGGUCUUUUUUCUGCCUCGUAACCAAGAACUUAAAUAUUCCCUCUUUCUAAUCUCUGCUUCCUCUCCCCACACCCUGUCCUUUUUAGGUUUUCUUCAUAAUUCUUAUAAGAAAAAGAUCUUUGCAUCAGCAGUAAUAUCUUUUAGAAUAGCACUAUCAGAAUUUAGUAGUACACUAACAUGUAGGCUUCAGAUUUACUUCUGAGUCCAAAACAAUUUGUGCUAUCCAGGGCAGUUAACUCUGGGUUAAAUAAGUACAGGGUAUAGAUUCCCUCUUCAGGUCUAAACAAGAAUUUUUACUCUAGGGAAAAGUGGGAAGAGCUCAAAAGUAGUUUAAUAAGGAAGGUAAUUUGUUUUUCUUUUACAUAAAAGAAAAGAAAAUUCCUUCUGUGACUACAGGUCUCUGAGAAAUUAUCUUUCAAAAGAGAUUUCUUUGCUCAUAAGAGUGUUGUGGCCUAUUGAUAAAAACAAUUUUGUUCACUUUCUUGUCUUGAAAAAAAGUGGCCUUAGCUUUUUGCAAUACUUGAAUAAAGUGUGUACUCGCAAAAGAAUUUCUGUAGCACAGCAUUAGAGACUCAUAACUUUUCUGCAAGAAAUUCAAACUUACAUCUUCCUUUUACUACCUUAAGAAUACUAGUGAAUAAAAUAAUUCAAAGAACAAGUGAUAGAAACUACAAUGAUGUUUAAUGCAAAUUGUAGGAAUUUACAUGUUUACAAAUCAUCUUAACCUGGUUGUGCAGCAAUUCAAUAAAAUCUUUGUAUUAUAAAAUGUGAAGAAAAAUGUAAACUGAUGUAAAGGAGGUACUGUCAUUUUAAUUAACCUAUGUUUAAUAGCUUUUCCUUCUGGACUUUGCAAAGCCUUCUGGGUAAACAAAUUGCAAAGUAUUCUCGAGAAGGCCUAGCCUCCUCGUGUGUACUGUACUGUGCAGACAUGAAAAAUAAACCCGUUUACUGUGUACAUGUAAAUAGCCUGGUCAUCAGGCCAUUUCCAGCCAAUAGUCACAUCCAGUGCAGUUCUGCACAGAAGACUAAGGGUGUGGUCUGUAAGUAUGAGCUGUAAAAUAAAUGGGAUGAACUCCCGUGUACACCUGUGUAAAUAGAUUUGUUAACUAAAAUGUACUUUAAGAAAAGAUAAAAUUCUGUAAAUAAACUGAUUUAUAAAUUAA
Jaculus jaculus (lesser Egyptian jerboa) is the source of this 13303-nucleotide messenger RNA. RefSeq names its product centrosomal protein 350 (gene Cep350). The record is from RefSeq and is a predicted model, not a curated record. The transcript is spliced from 39 exons. Gene Ontology annotation, cellular component: centrosome. The coding region runs from base 167 to 9631 and encodes 3154 amino acids. Gene Ontology annotation, molecular function: microtubule binding. NCBI's taxonomy places the organism in Eukaryota, Metazoa, Chordata, Mammalia, Rodentia, Dipodidae. Gene Ontology annotation, biological process: microtubule anchoring.